AGACAAGAAGGAUGUUGGAUCAUCAGAUGCCACGUUAGAGAACAAUGUGUUCUUUUGUGCUGCUUGGAUUCAUUUUCACCAUUUCUCCAACAUGGGGAACGGGACCGGAUGGAGCUGAUAAAUUGAUUAUUUUUGCUGCAGGCGAGGAAAGCACAAAAAUACCAUGUGGUUUACCGUCUAUUAGAACCUGCUCCUCUAUUAACUGGAGCAUGAGGUCUUCAUUGGGUACCGAGGUGGUGAAAGCAGGAAAAGUACUAAUUCCAAAAGAUGGCAAGUACCGUAUCCUGCAGGACUGCUCUCUGGAGAUUGCUCAUGUGCUGCUAGAAGAUGCACAGCUGUACAUGUGCAGCGACGGUGUGGUUAAUACAUCUAUUUCCCUCCGGUUUCUUGAAAUUAAAAAGAGCACAGAAGCUGCAGAAAACACACUGGAGCUUCACUGUUACCUCGGCAUUCAUCCAGGAUUUAGAGACUGUGGCAGCAACUCAGGCGUGCGCAUCAGGUGGACAAAUCAGGACAACUCGCCUCUACAAGGAGACAGAUUUACCCUUGAAAGUUCCUCUCCAUGUUUAUCAAAACUGGUCAUCACUAAAAAACAGACAGAUCAUCACCGAACAUGGAAAUGCCAGGUUGACCAGAAUGACCAACUCAAAGUCGUCAGUUACACGUCCACGAUAACAGACGGUUUGGAGGAAGUGUUUGCUGCAGUGGGUGAGUCAGUGUCACUUCCGUGCAGCAGCAAUUUCUCUUUCACUUCCCCAAGUGACAUAAAGUGGACUAUUAAUGACACCCCCCUGACAAAUUCGUCACUCCAAAAGACAUUUCAGAUCAAUAAAGACUCAUUGGUCAUCAAUAAAGUUAACUCUCUUCAUGCUGGAGACUACCAGUGCUCAGAGUCCAGCGGUAGUCAAAGGGUGCUCAACAGAGUCAGGCUGCACACCCUUGAUGUUACAGAAGAGUUUGAUCCAGAGGGUGAAAAUCUUAACCUGACUUGUAUUCUCACCUGUGCUGAAAAAUGUGAAGCAGAUUUCAACUUAACAUGGUCUGAGAGAAACCAAAACGGCCUGCAGAGCAGCCUAACCGCUGCAGGUAACACCCUCACAAAGAGGCUCCUUCUUCCUUUUCGGCCACCGAGUUCACAGGAAAUACUUUGCUCCGUGCAGCGAGAAGGCGCGCUGAUGACGUCAAAGAAAUGGCCCUCUGUUCACCCUCUGCAAACACUGGCCUGGUUAGGCCUUCCUCUGGGGCUUGUGGUGUGCACGGCUGUAGCAGUCUACAUGUACAUGAAGAGAAAGCAGAAGACGGAUGCAGCGGAAGACUUACCAACUGUUGAAAUGGUGAGAGGAGCAUUCACGAUUGAUUCCUGCCAAUAUAGUCCGAGUGCUCUAACAAUGAUGUAUUCUCUACACAGGGUCAUGUUUAUGAAGUCAUUCAGGAUGAGGAACCACAGAGGCCUUUCAAAAGUGAACCACCCAACACAACUUAUGACUUAUUACAGCCUGUGAACUGAGCUGUUACGGGUCCACUUCAAUCAUCUUCAGAUCUAUUGUAAAAGCAUUCUUAUACUGGUCGUUUAGUUACGAUUAUCAAGUUCUUUUUAACCAAAAUUGUAAUUUUAUGGGACAUAGUUUUCACAGAGCAGCAGUAGUUCAUUAGAAAUUCACCUCUGAGUCCAACAAAAA
Oryzias melastigma (Indian medaka) is the source of this 1679-nucleotide messenger RNA. RefSeq lists its product as uncharacterized. Lineage: Eukaryota; Metazoa; Chordata; Actinopteri; Beloniformes; Adrianichthyidae. Gene Ontology annotation, molecular function: protein tyrosine kinase binding; MHC class II protein binding. Gene Ontology annotation, biological process: interleukin-15-mediated signaling pathway; T cell activation; positive regulation of ERK1 and ERK2 cascade. The coding region runs from base 45 to 1502 and encodes 485 amino acids. The transcript is spliced from 7 exons. Gene Ontology annotation, cellular component: external side of plasma membrane; membrane raft. The record is from RefSeq and is a predicted model, not a curated record.